Messenger RNA from Herpailurus yagouaroundi (jaguarundi), 2755 nucleotides. RefSeq names its product phospholipid phosphatase 3 (gene PLPP3). The record is from RefSeq and is a predicted model, not a curated record. Bases 23 to 928 code for a protein of 301 amino acids. Gene Ontology annotation, biological process: phospholipid metabolic process; phospholipid dephosphorylation; cell-cell adhesion. Lineage: Eukaryota; Metazoa; Chordata; Mammalia; Carnivora; Felidae. Gene Ontology annotation, cellular component: plasma membrane. The transcript has 6 exons. Gene Ontology annotation, molecular function: phosphatidate phosphatase activity; sphingosine-1-phosphate phosphatase activity.
CCUGAGCGACUGGAGCUGGGUCAUGCAAGAGAAAUCCUGGCUUACAUGCCCGGAAAGAGGAGACGGCGAGCCAGCAAAGGGACCAGCAGGUGCUGAGCCGUGGAAACAGGAACAUACAUCCGGGAAGGCGGGCCUGCCCUUCCUCAUCAUUGAGACAAGCACCAUCAAGCCUUACCACCGAGGGUUUUACUGCAAUGACGAGAGCAUCAAGUAUCCUCUGAAAACCGGCGAGACCAUAAAUGAUGCUGUGCUCUGCGCCGUGGGGAUUGUCAUCGCCAUCCUCGCGAUCAUCACUGGGGAGUUCUACCGUAUCUACUACCUGAAGGAGAAGUCCCGGCCAGCGAUUCAGAAUCCCUAUGUGGCAGCCCUCUACAAGCAGGUGGGCUGCUUCCUCUUCGGCUGUGCCAUCAGCCAGUCCUUCACCGACAUUGCCAAAGUCUCCAUUGGGCGCCUGCGUCCUCACUUCUUGAACGUCUGCAACCCCGAUUUCAGCCAGAUCAACUGCUCCGAGGGCUACAUCCAAAACUACAAAUGCAGAGGGGACGACAGCAAAGUCCAAGAGGCCAGGAAGUCCUUCUUCUCUGGCCACGCCUCCUUCUCCAUGUACACUAUGCUGUAUUUGGUGCUCUACCUUCAGGCCCGCUUCACUUGGCGAGGGGCCCGCCUGCUCCGGCCCCUCCUGCAGUUCACCCUGAUCAUGAUGGCCUUUUACACAGGACUGUCGCGUGUGUCCGACCACAAGCACCAUCCCAGCGAUGUGCUUGCAGGAUUUGCUCAAGGAGCCCUGGUGGCCUGCUGCAUAGUUUUCUUUGUGUCCGACCUCUUCAAGACCAAGACGACACUCUCCCUGCCUCCCCCUGCUCUCCGGAAGGAAAUCCUUUCGCCUGUGGACAUUAUUGACAGGAACAAUCACCACAACAUGGUGUAGGUGCUGCCCACCUCCUGAGCUGUUUUAUAAAAUGACUGCUGACAGCAAGCUCUUGCUGCUCUCCAAUCUCAUCAGACAGUAGAAUGUAGGGAAAAACUUUUUGCCCAACUGAUUUUAAAAAGGAAAAAAAAAAAAAGUCUUAUUUUGUGGCCUUCCAAAAUAGGUAGCAUUCACCUAUGUGGAAACAACAGCAAACUAACACCAAGUGCCGAAAUCCUGGAUGUGCAAUUGGUCUAAGUGUUCAUGUUCUAGUGAACACGGGCUUGUUCUGGAACAGACACUAAAAUGAUUUGAGUAGGGUCUGCCAGUCACGCUUGUGACCCGAGGAGCCCCAGGCCUGUGAGAAAAGAUCAAAUUCACAUUGUAGCACACAAUGCCAGAAGUAGCACUGAAUCAAGAAAACAGCCAUUGGGCGGGCUCCUGUCUCGUGUCUCUCUGUCCACACCACUCUGAUCUGUGCUGUGACUUUGGUUCGGGAAGGUUGGUUUUGUUUUGUUCAAUAUAAGGGCAGAGCAGGUGUGCUAAGUCAGGCCACGCGAUCCCGAAUCUGGAUUCCCAGUCCUGAGGCCUUUCUCCCUCCCUCCCCCGGCCCCCAGGCCAGCAGCCACAGCCCCUCACUUUAGCGAUUAGGAGACUCUUUGUGGAUGAGUGAGUUUCACAAAUAGCACAAUUUCAAAAGCGAUCGAGGGUGCUGGCCCUCCUUUGUCUUCUCUGGCCGCAUCAUUGGGUGAUGCGGGACGUCAGCAGCGGGAUGCCCCUGUUGUGUUCACCAGUCACUCGGCACCUUCACACUCUUGCUAACAGUUAGCUUCGGUCACUGCUUUCUCCCUGGAAGUCCUUGCUGUGUGCCCCCCGGGGUCUCCCGGGAGGGUCCCGACACCAGCAAAGGCAUGCUCUGCCGUCGGCUGGCGGGAAGCAGCCUUACGUACAAGAGACGUGGGAGCGAAUGGGCAAGAAUGAAAAACUCACCAACCUUUUGGCUACUCAGAGUCAGAAUGAGCCAGAGCAGCAGAUGGUCUCGUGCCUGAGAGGCGGCCCUUCCAGAUCUCGGAGCGGACGAGCGUCUCUGCGGGGGCUGCUCUUGCGAAGCUGUGUAAAGCACUAUUGUCUUGGGGUUGAUCUCUAGGGCAGUUCUCGGUAGGUUCUGCUGGGCAGAACACAUGGGUUAAAUCUCCGUAGAGUUUUUCCUCAUCCUCUCUCCGUAAGUGUCCUUCCAAGCAAGGUCCCACGCGGGGCAGUAGACAGGGAUCCUUUCUACUGAACCUUCGAGGAAAGGAGGAAGGAAGAAAUGCUUUCAGAUCGCGGGUGCAAACCUUGCAAAGGGCUAAAUGUAACCACAUGGAUCAAGCACAUGUACAUCCUUACUCCAGAAGCCGUCCUUUUCAUUUCCACUUCUAGCAAGCUAUGAUUUUUAUAUAUAAAUAUUAUAUAAAUAAUGUAUAAAACAUUAAAAGUUAACUAUGUAAGAUAUUAUUUCUGAAACAAUUUUAGCUACAUCCACUAUGAUUAUAAACUGUCUCGACCUGUGUUAUUUACAUUAGCUGCUUAAAAAAGCAUGGAGUUAAUUUUUUUUUUUUUAAUAUCAACUAAAAUAUCGUAGUUCUGUGGUAGACAUUGUUUUACAAUGAAAGAAAUAACUGCAACUAGAGAAAACUGUAUAAAAACAUUAAAGUGUCAGUAUUUUUGUAAGGUUCCAUUUUGUAAAGAGAAUAAUAUUCAAAGACUUUUGUAGAAUACAAAGUGAAAACUUGUAUCUGCGAAACUACACUUGUAUUAAAUGUGCUUUUUAAAUAAAAGCUCAUAACCCAACUAAUGAAGGGGCUGGAA